Messenger RNA from Meloidogyne enterolobii, 1048 nucleotides. NCBI's taxonomy places the organism in Eukaryota, Metazoa, Nematoda, Chromadorea, Rhabditida, Meloidogynidae. The record is from the annotation of a GenBank genome assembly.
AUGUUUUUGAAUGGACACAUUUAUAUGACUUGGAGUGAUGAUAAAGCUACUUGGGACCCUUCUUUAUUUAAUAAUGUUAGAACAACUAUGAUAUCUCGUCGAUCACACGCAACAUUAACAUCAAUAACUCCAAAUAAAACAAAAGUAGAAAGUUACCCAACAUUUUCUGUUCGUGUUGGAUGUAAUUUUAAUUUUAGAGAUUAUCCAAAUGAUGAACAAAAUUGUGCUGCCCGUCUAUACACAACAAAUGUUAUGAGUGAAGUUGAAUUAGCAAUUUAUUAUAAUUUGGAACCUUCAGUAAUGCUUGGUUGGGGGAAUCAAUCAAUCAAAAAAAAUAUACAAGAAUGGGAAUUAUUGUCAGUUAAUGCUAAUUUAAGUUUUUAUAAAAGCCACAGAAAAUAUUCUAAUGAAAGGCCAAAUAGUGCUUAUGAGGCACAGAGUACCUGGACAUUAAUUAUUUUAAAUUUAAAAUUUCGUCGAAAUUCUCCACAAUAUUGGUUGGGGAUUGGAUUGCCCUGUUUUGUUUGUUUAAUUAUUAUUUUACUUUCUUUUUUGUCAACAAAAAUUGAAUUAUCUAUUGGACUUUUAUUGGCUAAUUUUGUAUUAGAAUCGGUUUUGUUACGUGAUGCUCUUCAAACUUUGCCUCCAGCAGCGGGGGAAAAUCCAAAAAUUGGUUGGAGUUUUUUAAAAUUAAUUAUUUUAAUCCCCUUCCUAUCAUUUGUUUAAAAAGAAGGAAAUCUAUUUUUUAAUAUUAAUUAGAGUUAGCGUUUCCGGACCCAAAAAAUGAUUCGGACAUUUUAUCAGCGGAUAUGUCGGAUGCAGAUAUCAAUCUCACGGAUACAUCCGAACACGGAUAGCAAAAUCCGCGUCCACACCUUUUAGUAAUUCCAGAAAGAGAAAACGAAUUUAACCCAAUUUUCUGCCAAGUCCUCUCUAAAUUCCAAGUUUAUAUUACACCAAUCCACCAUAGAGCCAUCUUUUAUUUUUUCAAAUUUACCAUAACUACCGUUCUUUCAAAAAACAUAAAUACUUUUCUCUCCCCCUCUAA